CCCUCCGCCGCCGCCGCCGCCGCCGCAGUCCGUCCGCCUCAGCGCCGCGCUCCGGCCGGAUCCGGGAGGGGAGGCAGGACGGGCGCGGAGCCUUCGCCUCAGCCCCGGGGCGGCGUUGGAGGGGAGGCUCGGCUGAGGGCGCCGCAAUGGGGCGAGCGCCGGGGAGGAGCCCGCCUUGGUGGCCGCGCGGCUGAGGCAGGCGGGCGGGUGGGUCGGUCGCGACCGGCGCUUCGUCUCCUCAGCCGGCGGAGGCGAGACGGCAGCGGGCAGCGGCGGAAGAUGGGAGCCGGAGGGGAGCCGCCGUUUCUCCCGCAGCCGCCGGCGCCGGGGACGGAGGGGAAGGCAGCGGCCUGGCGGGGGCGACGCGGGCUGAGGGACUGUGGACUGGCAGACUGAUUCCCUUUGAAGUGGAUGAAGCGGUUCCUGCCCCUCUGGGAUAUCAUAGGUGAUGCCCAGCUCUACGGCGAUGGCCAUUGGGGCUCUUUCUAGCUCCCUCCUUGUGACCUGCUGCCUGAUGGUUGCUCUCUGCAGCUCCUCGGCCCCUUUUCAAAAACUGGCCAAGGCUCAAGACAAGCAAGAGAUAAAAGCAAGCCAAGAAAAGAGAGACCAUGCAUCAGCCCGGGAGAACCAGAACCAGACCGGGCCGGGAAAAACAAACGAAGUUGGCAGGAAUGGUAGAGAGGAGGGUACGAAAGACUGGAAGAACAGAAGCAGCAGGAAUUAUUCUAACAAGGAAUCUUGGACUAAGCAAAAGCAGGCUGUGAGCAGCCAGGCAACCAGCAUUAAGUUUGGGAGCCUCCAAGCCCGAGAGCAAAUGGAUGGCGUCCGAGAGGAGCUUCCGGUUGUGGAAGAGUCCUCCCUUUUGGAUGUUGUUGCUAGUACUACCCCCGAACCUCCAGAGGAGUACGCUUAUCCGGACUACCGUGGGAAAGGCUGUGUGGACGAGAGUGGCUUUGUAUAUGCUAUUGGGGAGAAGUUUACACCGGGUCCCUCUGCUUGCCCUUGCCUUUGCACGGAAGAGGGCCCGCUGUGCAUUCAGCCAGAGUGCCCUAGGCUCCACCCACGAUGUAUUCAUGUAGAUACGAGUCAGUGUUGCCCGCAGUGCAAGGAAAGGAAGAACUACUGUGAGUUCCGGGGGAAAACCUAUCAGACCCUGGAAGAAUUCAUGGUUUCACCAUGUGAGAAAUGCCGCUGUGAAGCCAAUGGAGAAGUGGUCUGCACCGUGUCUGCUUGUCCUCAAACCGACUGUGUGGAUCCUGUGUACGAACCAGAUCAGUGCUGUCCCAUCUGCAAAAAUGCCAUCUUCCCAUCUGCUUCAUCAUCCCAAGCUCCAUGGAAAAGCAGUGGCCUGAACUCAGUCUAUUCAGUGGAAGAAGACAUCUAGGAGUGAUUGUGUCUGCUGUCUCAGUCACCUUGAUAUUGCAGAGAUUCACCAGAGUAUCAGGAGAACCACCAGCCAGGUCGGUAGAAAAAUCUACUGAAGCUGUCAGGAUCCAUCAGUCUGGGGUAGACCAACCAAACUGGUCCCCCACAUCUGCAGAGUUUGAAGUUGUUGGAAGUCCAAAGCUCAUCAGUAUUCUGUUCAUGACAAGUCACCGUUGGAACCUCUCCUGUUCUCACAUCAUCGAUAUUAUGCCCAUUUUGAAACACCAGAUUCCUAGUGAAUGAACAAGCACAUACGUUAAGACUUAAAAAUUUUCUGGGAUAAUCCCACAGAUCUUUUUCUCUUGAAGUAGAAGCUACAACUAAAAAAAUGCUAUUAUAGAAUCAACUCUUCAGAUUUUUUUAGACUGUACGUUCCCUGUUUUUGAAGACGUUGUUAAUAUUUUGAUUUCAUUAUUCUUAUUAUUUUUAUAAUUUAUAUUUGCCUUUCAACAAAAGACAAAUACUUUUGUCACAACUGUAAUAAAUUACGCCACUCUGUGCAUCUCAAAAUGUGUUUAUUAGUUAAUGACAGGUUUUUCUGAUUAGGAGCUAGCUCUAGCCAGAAAGAAGUUAGACUUUUUUAUCUGUACAGUUUGUUUUUAAAUUUGGGUGUAAUAUGUUUAUGGGAGCUUCCCUUAUGUUCAAUUACAACAAGCAUUUUGGACAUGCUCAGGGGUCUGCAACCUGCGGCUCCCCAGAUGUUCAUGGACUACAAUUCCCAUCAGCCCCUGACAGCAUGGCCAAUUGGCCGUGCUGGCAGGGGCUGGUGGGAAUUGUAGUCCAUGAACAUCUGGAGAGCCGCAGGUUGCAGACCCCUGGGCAUGUUGAUCAGAUGCUGCUGAUUGAUUACCUAUUAUUUAACCACAGUCAAAUAUGAUUAAAAUGUAAUUUAAAUUAA
Sphaerodactylus townsendi is the source of this 2323-nucleotide messenger RNA. RefSeq names its product von Willebrand factor C domain containing 2 (gene VWC2). The record is from RefSeq and is a predicted model, not a curated record. Lineage: Eukaryota; Metazoa; Chordata; Lepidosauria; Squamata; Sphaerodactylidae. Gene Ontology annotation, cellular component: AMPA glutamate receptor complex. Gene Ontology annotation, biological process: negative regulation of BMP signaling pathway. Bases 449 to 1384 code for a protein of 311 amino acids. The transcript has 4 exons. Gene Ontology annotation, molecular function: protein binding.